CUCCUCCAGUCCUCCCUUCCCCGGAACCGGAAGCAAACCAAGCCGCCCCCGGCCGAGAGCGCGCGCGCCGAUCUGCGUCCUCUCCAACUCCAACCCGAUCGCUCCUGGCGCCCAACCGAACCAGAUUUAUGCGGCGGUCUUGCUGCCGCGCGCUCCAGUCAUGCAGCAGAGCAGCAUCGGGAAAGAACAGAGUUUGACUGCCGCGGAGUCGCGGGGAGAUUGGUCUCGGCUCCGGCAAUGGCGAGCCUUUCGGACUCGGGCGGCGGUGGCGGAGCCGGCGGCGGCGGCCGGUCUGGCGCGGAGCUGAUGGUCCCGCAGUUCCACCUCAAGGCGCUGCACGCCAUCCUGGCGGUGCGCGCGCCGCGGCCGAUCGCGGCCCCGCCCGCCUCGUCCUCGGCGGCGGUCCGGCGGCGGGACAGGUGGUUCCACCUCCCGCUCCACGCGCCGCCGCCGCCGCCCGCGGCGGAGACCAUCCCGGAACCCUCCCUCGGGGAGCCGGUCGUGGUGGACAUCUACCUCUCCCCAUCUUCCACCGGCGGCGACGAGGAGGUGGUGGAGCGCUGGACCGUCUCCUGCGAGCCCUGGUCCGCGGCCGCCGCGGCGGAAGGGCUGGCCGUGAACCGCGCCUACAAGCGCUGCAUCACGCUGCUGCGGUCGCUCUACACCACGCUGCGCCUCCUGCCGGCGUACCGCGUCUUCCGCACGCUCUGCAGCGCGUCCGGGCACGCCCACAGCCACGCGAUGGGCUACCGCGUGGGCUCCUUCGCGGCGCCCUUCUCCCGCGCCGAGGAGGCGGCCAUGCGCACGCGCCGCCUCGCGCCCGUCGAGACGCAGCUCGGCCGGCUCGCCGUCUCCGUGCAGUACCUGCCCAGCCUCGCCGCCUACAGCUUCGAAAUCUCCUCGCUUUCCUCCGUCAUGCUCAUCAACGACUACGUCGGGAGCCCCGCGGCCGAGCCUAUGCGCGCCUUCCCGGCCUCGCUCACGGAGGCGGCCGCCCCGCUCCCCUCCCGGCGCCCCAACAGCUGGGCCUCGCCGGCUUACUGGCCGCAGUCGCCCGCCAAGUUCUCACCGCCCCCAACCAUGUACGCGUCUCCCACGCCCUCUCCUCCCACCUUUGCCGGCGGCUACCUGCAGUCCCGGCUCAGUGGGGAGACCGCGCCGAUGAGCAUACCGCAAGCCGGCGGAGGGAGGGGCCCUGUCCAGUACCGGAACAUGUCUGAUCCUAGUAAGGGGUUCAUGCUACCUCCACCUUCACCCAACAAGAACAUGAGAGGAGAAGCGGGGUCGCACGACUCACCCACAGAGAACAGCCGCUCAUUCAGGAGGCCAGACGGACUACGGAUGGGCGAUCUCUAUGCUAAUUUGCCUGCUGCUACAAAGAUUAAGGACAGUAGGGAGGAGUCUGGCAGGUUCUCAGGUGUAUUUUCGUCUAGCGGUUCCCCACGGCAUGGGAUUUCAAGAAGUUCAAGUAGAUUGUCUACGCAGGAUGAUACUGAUGAUACAUAUCUUCCGUUUGCUGUGGAUGAUGUUGAUCCCGAUUCUAGACCUGGGAGCAGUGGCGGUAAGGAGGAUCAGUCGGGUUCAUCCUCCCAUAAAUCACAAGAUGCCGCUGUUGGCUAUCUUGUCCAUCUGCUAAGGUCUGCACGCCCAUUGCGAGAUCCUAGCAAUUCCUCUCUCACGUCGAGGGCCGAAUCAACUGAAGCAGGCAGCACCAGCUCGUUCAUGUCCCGCAGGACAUCUGAUGCAUUUGAGGAGCUCGAAUCAUUUAAAGAAAUAAGGGAGAACCUGCUUUCCCGUAGCAGAUCUAGACUCCAAGAUUCACUGGGUAGGUCCUAGCACCAGUUACUCUAUUCUUCUCAGCUUAAACAGGCGAAGGCUCUCCCAAUCAGUCGGAUCAUGGAGGAGAUUACAUGAUAGGGUCGGAUAUCUCCAUGAGCUAUGUAUAUAUAACCAUCAACUGGCCCUCGCUGUGCUCAGCUCGUUCCUGAACUCAAGCAGCAUUGUGAUCCGCCUCUGUUCAUAGUGUUUUGUAUGAAGGCAAAACCGGCCGGAUACACGUCGCUGGAAGCCUGUGACGAGCAGGGCGCACUGGUGUGCGUUUGGAGACUGAACAAUUUAUUUAUUCCAUGUCUGCUCAUUGUGCGACUGCUCUUAAUAUGUUAUAAACAACUAUGUCCUAAGCUGAAA
Molecule: messenger RNA, 2187 nt
Organism: Lolium rigidum
Lineage: Eukaryota; Viridiplantae; Streptophyta; Magnoliopsida; Poales; Poaceae
Product: autophagy-related protein 13a-like
Exons: 3
Coding region: 238-1836 (532 amino acids)
Biological process (GO): autophagosome assembly; mitophagy; piecemeal microautophagy of the nucleus
Cellular component (GO): extrinsic component of membrane; cytosol; phagophore assembly site
Source: RefSeq, a predicted model, not a curated record